AUGCAAACUCUGGUAGUCCUAUUGGCUCUGAUCGCAUGUGCAUGUGCACAACAUGGUCCUCCUCAUAGAUUACCAAAGAGGAGUAGUGUUCCACCGGCCGAUACUGCUCAGCGCACCAACAAAUCGUGUGCUUCUGAAAGUGCGUGUAACCAGCAGCGGCACAAGCAACCGGUGGAACACUACCCCUCUGAAAAACGUCAGGCUAAAAAGGCAUCAUCUAAAAACCUCAUUGACACACUAAUAGAAAUUUUAAGAAAGAACUAUGCCGAGGACCUCCCACCAGGCUUUGCGGACAUACUACCACCCGAUGUCGUCGCAAAGAUGAGGGCAGUUCAUCGGGAUGAAUCGCUGACAGGAGAGCAACAAAUGGAAAAAAUACAUGAAAUCAUGAACACCGUACCUGACUCUAUUCGUGAGAAACUGCCUAAACCGCCUGGCUUUGAUCGUCUUCCAGCUGCAACGAGAGCAGAAUUAGACAAGAUUCACCGAGACAAGACGCUUACCUUCCACCAGCGUCACGAGAAGAUAAAGAAGAUAUUUGAUGCGCUACCACCACAUCUUCGCCCGCCCCCACCACCACCACCUCCACCAACACUUUAG
Molecule: messenger RNA, 600 nt
Organism: Necator americanus (New World hookworm)
Lineage: Eukaryota; Metazoa; Nematoda; Chromadorea; Rhabditida; Ancylostomatidae
Exons: 5
Coding region: 1-600 (199 amino acids)
Source: RefSeq, a predicted model, not a curated record